AAGAACUAGAGAAGUGAAGGGGACCAUCCACAUAUAAGAAUACCAACAAAUAUUCAUUGUCUCUUUGUGGUAUUUGGAUAUAUACUAAUUAUCAAUCUGUGAAGAAUGAAUGAAGCGGCUACUUGCGCUGCGUCCCACAUAUGAUGUGUAUCAAUUUAGGACUCCAUAGCCAUGCAUGCUGAACAAUGUCAUACACAUUCUGUCACACGUGUUCCUAUCUCACCCUUCCCCUCUUCCUAUAAAUCACCACAACACAGCUUCUCCACUUCACCACUUCACUCACCAAUCUCUCCUUAGUAGUUUAUGAUCACAGUCACAAUGUCCAAACCUUUUCUAUCUUUGCUUUCACUUUCCUUGCUACUCUUUGCAAGCGCAUGUUUAGCAACUAGCUCUGAGUUUGACAGACUUAACCAAUGCCAGCUAGACAGUAUCAAUGCAUUGGAACCAGACCACCGUGUUGAGUCCGAAGCUGGUCUCACUGAGACAUGGAAUCCAAAUCACCCUGAGCUAAAAUGCGCCGGUGUGUCACUUAUUAGACGCACCAUCGACCCUAAUGGACUCCACUUGCCAUCUUUCUCACCCUCUCCACAGUUGAUUUUCAUCAUCCAAGGAAAGGGUGUUCUUGGACUUUCAUUUCCUGGCUGUCCUGAGACUUAUGAAGAGCCGCGUUCAUCACAAUCUAGACAAGAAUCCAGGCAGCAACAAGGUGACAGUCACCAGAAGAUUCGUCGAUUCAGAAAAGGUGAUAUCAUUGCCAUUCCAUCGGGAAUUCCUUAUUGGACAUAUAACCAUGGCGAUGAACCUCUUGUUGCCAUUAGUCUUCUUGACACUUCCAACAUUGCAAACCAGCUCGAUUCAACCCCAAGAGUAUUUUACCUUGGUGGGAACCCAGAAACAGAGUUCCCCGAAACACAGGAGGAACAACAAGGAAGGCAUCGGCAAAAGCAUAGUUACCCUGUUGGACGUAGGAGUGGACAUCACCAACAAGAAGAGGAAUCUGAAGAACAAAACGAAGGUAACAGCGUGCUGAGUGGCUUCAGCUCAGAGUUUUUAGCACAAACGUUCAACACUGAAGAGGAUACAGCGAAGAGACUCCGAUCUCCACGAGACGAAAGGAGUCAAAUUGUGCGAGUUGAGGGAGGUCUCCGCAUUAUCAACCCCAAGGGGAAGGAAGAAGAAGAAAAAGAACAAAGUCAUUCUCACUCUCACAGAGAGGAGAAGGAAGAAGAAGAAGAAGAAGAAGAAGAUGAGGAGGAGAAACAAAGAAGUGAGGAAAGAAAGAAUGGUUUGGAAGAAACUAUCUGUAGUGCCAAAAUUCGAGAGAACAUUGCGGACGCUGCACGUGCCGACCUUUAUAACCCACGUGCUGGUCGUAUCAGCACUGCAAACAGUUUAACUCUCCCAGUCCUCCGCUAUUUACGCCUCAGUGCUGAGUAUGUUCGUCUCUACAGGAAUGGUAUAUAUGCUCCACACUGGAACAUAAACGCCAACAGUCUGCUGUACGUGAUAAGGGGAGAAGGAAGAGUUAGGAUUGUGAAUUGCCAAGGAAACACGGUGUUCGACAACAAGGUGAGAAAGGGACAGUUGGUGGUGGUACCGCAAAACUUUGUGGUGGCGGAACAAGCUGGGGAGGAAGAAGGAUUAGAGUAUGUUGUGUUCAAGACAAAUGACAGAGCUGCUGUUAGCCACGUACAACAGGUGUUUAGGGCCACUCCUUCAGAGGUUCUUGCAAAUGCUUUUGGUCUUCGUCAACGCCAAGUCACGGAGUUAAAGCUCAGUGGAAACCGUGGCCCGCUGGUUCACCCUCGGUCUCAAUCUCAAUCUCAUUGAGAUGAUGCUAUGCAUAAUGCAAUACAAUAACAAGAUGGCCAUCUUGUCUUGAAUAAUAAUGAUAAAAUAAAUUUUGAAUGAACUGUAGUAAAAAAUUUCACUUCCUAUAAUAAAACAAUAAAGUAUCGCCCUACUACCCUGAUCUUACUCUGAAUUUGUAUGCAUGUAAAGAGGGGUGAAUAACACUGGUUUUGUACACCUUCCAAUUGCCAUAAUAAAAUGCAUACACUUUUUAAAAAUUUCUCCUUCA
Molecule: messenger RNA, 2080 nt
Organism: Lathyrus oleraceus (garden pea)
Lineage: Eukaryota; Viridiplantae; Streptophyta; Magnoliopsida; Fabales; Fabaceae
Source: RefSeq, a predicted model, not a curated record